Molecule: messenger RNA, 9616 nt
Organism: Coregonus sp. 'balchen'
Lineage: Eukaryota; Metazoa; Chordata; Actinopteri; Salmoniformes; Salmonidae
Source: the annotation of a GenBank genome assembly
UAAAUAAUAUAUAUUUGUAAUGGAUUAAAGCAUAACAAGCCGAGAGACAGAAGACAACAGAGCUGUUUAUAUUUCUCCAUCCAGCUGGUAAACGUCAUUUGAUGUGUAAUGGGCUUUUUGAGACAAUUGUUUUCCAUGUCUAGCAGUUCUCUAAACAUCCGCAGUGUUGAUACAUUAUCUCAUAGUGGACACAGUGGAGGCUUGAUAAUUUAUUUGGAGUCGGGUUAUUCUGAGUAGACAUAAUUUGAUCCAAGAAGGCCUUGUGUAAAUGAUAUGAGAAAACGGAGGACAUCCGUGUUUAAAUGCAAGCAUAGUGUGACGGCUUGGUCAUGAUGAUGCGAGAUGAGUCUUUAUCCACUUAUUUUCAAAGAUGACAUCAGUGUGAUGAUGAUGCAAUUUAAUGAAAACUGUCAUUUUGAAUUUAAAGUUUAGCAUCCAGUUCAGAUGAUGGGAUUGUAAUUUCACCUAUUGUGGUUUGUUUAUGUAUCUAAAAAAAAAAACAUUGUUUCCCAUUCAGUUAUUACCAGGUUAUUACGCACACGUUUAUUUUUCAAGAGAAACUGGCCUGAUCAUUAAUCUGUUAUUGAUCAGGGCCUGCGACAAGCCCUCUUGUCAGAGAUUGGCGGUGGAUGCUCUUAUCUCUAACCGUUUUCCUCUGGAGACGCUAUCGAUACCUCUCCAUGUUCAGCUCCGAAAGACUCACGGUACCGGAAUAUGUCAGCUGGAUUGGGAACCGGAGGUCAGGCAGCUCGAGCUCAUCCUCGGAACCGAAAGCACCACCGGUCUCACCUGGUGUCCACGGUGCCGACGUCCAGGAUGUUUUGGAUACCUCGCUCCCGGCCCUGCGCUCCGCUAUCAAGACACUGAAAUCAGCCAAAGAUACAUCGGAUCUAGACGAGACCCGCAGUGCCAUCGCAGAUACGUUCCAGUUAGUGGAGGAGGCCUGGGUUCUGCCCACUGUGGGCCGGCAGGUCGCAGAAGAGAUAUGCAACAGGAUACGACUGGACGGAGGACUGGAGCUGCUCCUGCAACUCCUCAUGACACCUGCUGUGGAGAUCACUUAUGAGUCUGCCAAACUACUGGAGCAGAUACUGGUCUCUGAGAACAGGUGUGUGUAUUCACUACAGGCCUACACGCACUUCUUCUGUAAUACAAAAUAUUGCAUUGGUCCUAACCUUUAGGGCCAGUUUCCAGGACCCAUAUAAGUCUUAGUCUUUAUAAACCUAGUUAUAUACUCAUCUUUUUGUUUACCCUCUUCACCUCUCUCUCUCUUCCUAUCCAGAGAUUAUGUGGCUCGCAUGGGUCUGGGGGUGAUUCUGAACCUGACGAGGGAGACAGAGGACGCCCAGCUGGCCCGCAGCGUCUCAGGCAUCCUGGAGCACAUGUUCAAACACACUGAGGAGACAUCCACCCAGCUCAUUGCCAACGGCGCCCUGGAUGCCCUGCUCUUCUGGUGCCGUGGUACCGACCCCACCGUCCUCCGCCACUGUGCUGUGGCACUCGCCAACUGCGCCAUGUACGGCGGCCAUCACUGCCAGCGGCUGAUGAUCGAGAAGCAGGCGGCUGAGUGGUUGUUUCCAUUGGCGUUCUCCAAAGAGGACGAACUCAUCCGCUUCCAUGCGUGUUUAGCGGUGGCCGUGCUCGCCAAUAACCGGGAGAUCGAGCAGGAGGUGGGUCCUGUGUGGCUCAGUUAGUAGAGCACGGAGCUUGUAACGCCAGGGUGGUUGGUUUGAUUCCUGCUCGGGCCACCCAUACGAAAACAUGUAUGCGCACAACACUGUAAAUUGCCUUGUAUUAAAGUGUCUACUAAAUGUAUUAUAAUAGGUGGUGAAGUCGGGGACAUUGGAGCUGGUGGAGCCCUUUAUUGCAUCUCUGGACCCUGAUGAGUUUGCCCGGAGCUUGCUGGACAGUGCAGACAGCAUGCAGGGGAGGACGGCUGCCGACCUACAGCAGCUCCUGCCACUACUGGAUGGGGCCAGACUGGAGGGGAAGUGUAUCGCUGCCUUCUACUUGUGUGUCGAGACCAGCAUCAAGACACGCCAACGCAACACCAAGGUCAGUAUCAGGGAACAAAAGCACACCUGGUUCAACCUUGAUAAGCAGUUGAUUUGCUGAAUCAGACGUGUUAGUGCUGGGCUGGAACAAAAGCCUGCACGCCCUCGCUGUGGCUCUCCAAGUCACAACCAUGUUUGGUGACCACUACGCAUUAGUGCAGAGUUUCCCAAACUUGGUCCUUGGGACCCCAAGGGGUGCACGUUUAGAUUUUUGCCCUAACACUACACAGCUGAUUCAAAUUAUCAAAGCUUGAUGAUUAAUUGAUUAUUUGAAUCAGCUGUGUAGUGCUAGUGUCACGCCCUGGCUCUGGGGACUCUUAAAUGUUGAGCCAGGGUGUGGAUUUUUCUAUGUUUAGUUUUCUAUGUUUUUUGUUCUAGAUCGUUUAGAUCUAUGUUGGCCAGGGUGGUUCCCAAUCAGAGGCAGCUGUAGCUCGUUGUCUCUGAUUGGGGACCAUACUUAGGCAGCCUGUUGGCACCAGUUAGUUUGUGGGAUCUUGUUCCGUAAAGGUUUGUGUUGUGUAACCUCAGGACUUCACGUAUCGUUUUGUUGUUUUGUUCGUGUGUUGUGUACGAAAUAAAAUGUACGCUUAUCACGCUGUGCCUUGGUUCCACGAGUCAUCAGUCAACGUCCGAGACAGAAGAUCCCACCAAAAAAGGACCAAGCAGCGUGUCCAGGAACAGAGCCUGGACUUGGGAGGAGAUCCUGGACGGGAAGGGAUCCUGGACUUGGGAAGAGAUUCAGGCCGGAAUGGAUCGCCGUCCUUGGGAGGAGACUGUGGAGGCGCGCUACAGAGAGGAGCAGCGGCAUCACAGAGGGUACCGGCCGAGGAGGAAGCCCGAGAGACAGCCCCAAGAACAAUUUUUUGGGGGGCUAAAAGGGUGGUUGGCGGAGCCAGCCCGGUCCGGCCUGUUCCUGUCCCUCGCACCAAGCCAGAUGUAGACUAACAAUGAAAUGCUUACUUCCCAACAAUGCAGAGAGAAAAAUAUAGAAAAAUAAUAACACGAGGAAUAAAUACACAAUGAGUAACGAUAACUUGGCUAUAUACAGGGAGUACCAGUACAGAGUCGAUGUGCAGGGGUAUGAGGUAAUUGAGGUAGAUAUGUACAUAUAGGUAUGGAUAAAGUGACUAGGCUACAGGAUAGAUAAUAAACAGUAGCAGCAGCAUAUGUAAUGAGUCAAAAGAGUGCAGAAAAGGUCAAUGCAGAUUGUCCGGUUAGCUAUUUGGUUAACUAUUUAGUAGUCUUAUGGCUUGGGGUUAGAAGCUGUUCAGGGUCCUGUUGGUUCCAGACAUGGUGCAUCGGUACCGCUUGCCGUGCGGUAGCAGAGAGAACAGUCUAUGACUUGGGUGGCUGGAGUCUUUGACAAUUUUUAGGGCCUGACACCUUCUGGCAUAGAGGUCCUGGAUGGCAGGGUGCUCGGCCCUAGUGAUGUACUGGACCGUACGCACUACCCUCUGUAGCGCCUUGCGAUUGGAUGCCAAGCAGUUGUCAUACCAAGCGGUGAUGCAGCCAGUCAAGAUGCUCUCAAUGGUGCAGCUGUAUAACUUUUUGAGGAUCUGACGGCCCAUGCCAAAUCUUUUCAGCCUUCCGAAGGGGAAGAGGCAUUGUCAUGCCUUCUUCAUGACUGUGUUGGUAUGUGUAGACCAUGUUAAUUCCUUAGUGAUGUGGACACGAGGAACUUGAAGCUCUCGACCCGUCCACUAUGGCACCGAUAAUGUGGAUGGAGGCGUGCUCGGCCCGCCGUUUCCUGUAGUCCACGAUCAGCUCCUUUGUCUUGCUGACAUUGAGGGAGAGGUUGUUGUCCUGGCACCACACUGCCAGAUCUGUGACCUCCUCUCUAUAGGUGGUCUCAUCGUCGUUGGGGAUCAGGCCUACCACUGUCGUGUCGUCAGCAAACUUAAUGAUGGUGUUGGAGUCGUGCCCAGCCACGCAGUCGUGGGUGAACAGGGAGUACAGGAGGGGACAGCAUGGCGGAUGUGUUGUUGCCUACCCUCACCACCUGUGGGUGGCCCAUCAGGAAGUCCAGGAUCCAGUUGCAGAGGGAGGUGUUCAGUCCCAGGGUCCUGAGCUUAGUGAUAAGCUUAGAGGGCACUAUAGUGUUGAACGCUGAGCUGUAGUCAAUGAACAGCAUUCUCACAUACAUUUACAUUUACAUUUACGUCAUUUAGCAGACGCUCUUAUCCAGAGCGACUUACAGUUAGUGAGUGCAUACAUUAUUUAUUUUUAUACUGGCCCCCCGUGGGAAUCGAACCCACAACCCUGGCGUUGCAAACGCCAUGCUCUACCAACUGUGUUCCUCUUGUCCAGGUGGGAGAGGGCAGUGUGGAGUGCAAUAGAGAUUGCGUCAUCUGUGGAUCUAUUGAGGCGGUAUGCAAUUUGGAGUGGGUCCAGGGUGUCUGGGAUGAUGGCGUUGAUGUGAGCCAUGACCAACCUUUUAAAGUAUUUCAUGGCUAAUGAUGUGAGUGCUACGGGCGAUAGACAUUUAGACAGGUUACCUUGGCGUUCUUGGGCACAGGGACUACGGUGGUCUGCUUGAAACAUGUAGGUAUGAAUAUGUAUGCACUCAAUAACUGUAAGUCGCUCUGGAUAAGAGCGUCUGCUAAAUGACUAAAAUGUAAAUGUAUUACAGACUGGGUCAGGGAGAGGUUGAAAAUGUCAGUGACGACACCCGCCAGCUGGUCAGCACAUGCUCUUAGUGCAUGUCCUGGUAUCUGGCCCCGCGGCCUUGUGAAUGUUAACCUGUUUAAAGGUCUUACAUCGGCUACGGAGAGCGAUAUCACACAGUCGUUUGGAACUGCUGGUGCUCUCAUGCAUGGUUCAGUGUUACUUGCCUCGAAGUCAGCAUAGCAUUUAGCUCAUCUGGUAGGCUCUCGUCACUGGGCAGCUCACGGCUGGGUUUCCCUUUGUAAUCCGUAAUAGUUUGCAAGCCCUGCCACAUCUGACGAGUGUUAGAGCCAGUGCAUUAGGAUUUGAGCUUAGUCCUGUAUUGACGCUUUGCCUGUUUGAUGGCUCGUUGGAGGUCAUAGCGGGAUUUCUUAUAAACAUCCAGAUUAGUAUCCUGCUCCUUGAAAGCAGCAGCUCUAGCCUAUAGCUCAGUGCGAAUGUUGCCUGUAAUCCAUGGCUUUUGGUUGGGAUAUGUACGUACGGUCACUGUGGGGAUGCACUUAUUAAUGAAGCCGGUGACUGAUGUGGUAAACUCCUCAAUGUUAUCGGAUGAAUCCCGGAACAUAUUCCAUUCUGUGCUAGCGAAACAGUCCCGUAGCUUAGCAUCCGCUUCAUUGGACCACUUCUGUAUUGAGCGCGUCACUGUUACUUCCUGUUUUAGUUUUUGCUUGUAAGCAGGAAUCAGGAGGAUAGAUUUAUGGUCAGAUUUGCCAAAGGGAGGGCGAGGGAGAGCCUUGUAUGUGUUUCUGUGUGUGGAGUAAAUGUGAUCAUAAAUGUCGUAAAUGUUGCCUCUAGUUGCACAGGUGACAUACCGGUAGAAAUUAGGUAAAAUUAUUAAAAUGUUCCUACAUUAAAAUCACCAACCCUACAAUAUCAAUGGACAUACAAUUGAAUGUGUGUACAUUCUUCCUCCCAGAUCUUCCAGGAGAUAGGUGCGGUGCAGAGUCUGAAAAGGAUUGUCAUGUACUCCAGCAACGGGAUGGCCUGUGCCCUUGCCAAGCGGGCACUGGGGAUGAUGGGGGAGGAGGUGCCACGACGUAUCCUCUCCUCCGUGCCCAACUGGAAGGGCGGUGAGGUGCAGAGAUGGCUCCAAGUGAUUGGAUUCAGCGCUUACACUGAGCGCUUCCAGGUGUGUGUUUCUGUGUCUCAGUGUGUGUGUGUGUGUUUGUGUGUGUGUGUGUGUGUGUGUGUGUGUGUGUGAGAGAGAGAAAGAGAACUAGAGAUAGUGAUAGCAAAAGACAAGAUUUGAACAAUAAACAAUGAGAAUUAUUUUCUAUAGUCCUUGUAGAGAUGGUGACAAAAUAAGGUGAAUGUUUGGUUUCAUAUCUAUUAGAUAUGGAUACCUACAGGUAACUGCCAAAAUAAUGGAAACACUUGAGUAAAUGAGGGAUACAAAGUACAUUGAAAGCAGGUGCUUUCACGCAGAUGUGGUUCCUGAGUUAAUUAAGCAAUUAACAUAUCAUCAUGCUUAGGGAUAUGUAUAAAAAUGCUGAGCAGGCCAUUAUUUUGGCCAUUAUUUUGUCUACCAUGGCUAUGCCCCCAUAGGAUGACAAUGCCCCCAUCCACAGGACACGAGUGGUCACUGAAUGGUUUGAUGAGCAUGAAAACAAUGUAAACCAUAUGCCAUGGCCGUUUCAGUCAUCAGAUCUCAAUCCAAUUAAACACUUCUGGGAGAUUCUGGAGUGGCGCCUGAGACAGCGUUUUCUACCACCAUCAACAAAACACCAAAUGAUGGAAUUUCUCAUGGAAGAAUGGUGUUGCAUCCCUCCAAUAGAGUUCCAGACACUUGUAGAAUCUAUGCCAAGGUGCAUUGAAGCUGUUCUGGCUCAUGGUGGCCCAACGCCCUAUUAAGACACUUUAUGUUGGUGUUUCCUUUGUUUUGGCAGUUACCUGCAUUUCUCCUUAGCCUCAUGCUCACUAUAUUCACUCAGUCUUUCUCUCUCCUCUCUCUGCCCAUCCUUCAGGAGCUGCAGGUGGAUGGUGACCUACUGCUGAACAUCACAGACCAGGAGCUGAGCACUGACCUGGGCAUGACCGCAGGACUCACUCGCAAGAGGUUAGUUCAGUCAUCUGUGAAGUUUAUAGCAAGCUUAUAAAACGUCUGGUACACCAGUCAACAUCAGUGAAAUUGAGCAUUGAAAUAAAAUCCCCACCUCACCCUGCCCACUCCAUUUUGUGUUGUCUUCUAGGUUCCUCCGUGACCUGCGCGUGCUGAAGACCUACGCCAACUACUCGACCUGUGACCCCAACAACAUGGCAGACUGGCUGGGCGAGGUGAACCCGCACUUCCGCCAGUACACCUACGGCCUGGUGCAGUCUGGCGUGGACCGCAAGAAUGUCCUCCACCUCACCGACCAGCAGCUCCAAUCAGACUGUUACAUAGGUGGGUUGUGAGCCAAAAGCCACAUUUAUGUUCCCUGCAAAACAAUGGAGAAUAAAGUAUUCCUUUUCUCCUUCUAGAGAAUGGCAUCCAUCGCGCCAAGAUCCUGGCAGCCAACCGUAGGCUGAUUAAGCCAUGUUUGACCAAUGCCCAGCCCCCUGGACCGGACGUAUUUAUUAGCUACCGCAGGACCACUGGUUCCCAGCUCGCCAGGUAUGCAGAGAGGGAGAGGAAGAGGGAGAGGGAGAGGGAGAGGGAGAGGCAUGGAUAGGGAGAGGAAUAAUAGUCAGGAGAGAGGGAAAGCUAGGGAGCUUUGGAAGACAAACAACUUUUAUCAGGUUUGUCAGGAUUAUCUGGAGGCUAAGAUCUAUAGAUCGUCAAUCAUUACUCUCUCCCCACCUUUUUCUCUCUCUCUCUCCCCUCCCCUUCCCUCCCUCUCUCCCCCCAGUCUGUUGAAGGUCCACCUGCAGGUCCGAGGUUUCAGUGUGUUCAUUGACGUGGAGAAGCUGGAAGCAGGGAAGUUUAAGGACAAGCUGAUCCAGAGCGUCCAGCGGGCACGGAACUUCAUCCUGGUGCUGUCUGCCAAUGCCCUCGACAAGUGCAUGGGCGACACUGGCAUGAAGGACUGGGUACACAAGGUCAGACAUUGACGGAUCUAAACAUCGAUGGGUGCUGCAUACAGAACAAUAUACACUGAGUAUACAAAACAUUACUUUUUCCAUGACAUAGACUGACCAGUUGAAUCCAGGUGAACGCUAUGAUCCGUUAUUGAUGUCAUUUGUUAAAUACACUUAAAUCAGUGUAGAUGAAGAGGAUGAGACAGGUUAAAGAAUGAUUUUUAAGCCUUGAGACAAUUGAGACAUGGAUUGUGUAUGUGUGCCAUUCUGAGGGUGAAUGGGCAAGACAAAAUAUUUAAGUGCCUUUGAACGGGGUAUGGUAUUAGGUGCAAGGCGCAAUAUUUUUUGUCAAGAACUGCAACACUGCUGGGUUUUUCACGCUCAACAGUUCCCUGCAUGUAUCAAGAAUGGUCCCCUACCCAAAGGACAUCCAGCCAACUUGACACAACUGUGGGAAUUAUUGGAGUCAACAUGGGGCAGCAUCCCUGUGGAACGCUUUCAACACCUUGUUUCACGUGGAUUCACCUGGUCAGUCUGUCAUGGAAAGAGCAGGUGUUCAUAAUGUUUUGUUCACUCAGUGUAGGUCCAAUAGUAUCUACAUGGAAUUCCACGUUUUUUCUAUGUGUAUAAUCCUGUCACCCUAGCCUUUACAUGUCUAAAUGUUCCAUCUAUAUGUUGGUGAUAUACAAUAUUAGACAUAGAGAGGACCCUGCAUCAGUGGCAUCAUUUCAGCUAAACUUAGGCCAUGGCAAAGUUGAAGCUCCAAGGAAUUUAUAUAAAGUUGAAGCUUAUGUACUCCAUUGCUACACAAUUUAAAAACACUAAAAACAAAUAGCAAAAAAUGUACUUGACAUUAUCACCUUGCUGCUGUAGCUUCAUUCACCUCAGUCCAUAAAGGACUUAACAUUCUACAAACACAUAGUACAGCAAUUAGCUGCUACUGUACGCACUAGCUCAGCACCGGUAUUAAAAACUGCAGUUUAGUUUCAUGUCAAGUCAAACAGCAAUUACCUAGCCAUCUAUAGCCAUCUUCCACCUCUGCAGUGUUUUGAGAGAAAAGUCGCACUGUUCACUGCAGCUGCGUCGAUGCGCUCUCUCAAAGGCAUCCAGCCGGACAAACACCCUUCUCGCACGCUCCAAGGCGUGUGCGUGGUCCUAAAGCCAGCCCGCUAAUACCGCAUUUGCCUUGGAAUGAUUUUAGUAGCCUAUUGUAAAUUGUUGGUGAUGAGCUAGGGUAUGGCGACUGCCAUUCUCUGCCAUAGCCUAUUGACGCCCCUGCCCUGCAUACAGAACAAUGUUACAGUUGAGAGAUUAUUUUCCCCAUAUUCCCCUGCCCCUUACAUGUCUAGACAUUCCAUGUCUGCGUAGACAUUCUGUGUGUCUGUGAUUUAACGUACCUCUCAUAAAUCUUGCAGGAGAUAGUCACAGCUCUCGCUGGGAAGAAGAACAUCGUCCCUGUCACUGAUAACUUCAUGUGGCCUGACCCAAACUCUCUGCCUGAGGACAUGAAAACCAUCCUCAACUUCAACGGCAUCAAGUUAGUCAGACAGAGACGGCAGACUGUUUGAGAGAGAUGAGUAGUUUGAACACUUAUCCAAAGUGCACUUCUCUGGAGUGGACUGUAUCUUACAUUUUCUUUCCCCCUCUCUCUGUCUUCCUCUCUUUCUCUUUCCUUCUCUCUAUCUUUCUCUAUCACCACUUUCUUUCUCCCUUCCUCUUUCUCUUUCUCCCUCUUUCUCUCCCUCCCUCCCUUUCUCUCUCGAUACAGGUGGUCCCAUGAGUACCAAGAGGCCACCAUUGAGAAGAUCCUGCGUUUUCUCAAAGGCAAGCCCAGCCAAGACCAGACAGACUGUCCCAAGACAGACUGCUCUAAGGGGCUGCAAGGGCCACAGAAGAAAUAA